CGGUUAUCCGUUACGUAAAGGUGGAGAAAACUCAAAUGUGAAGGUUACUGAAGUUAAUUGGCAGCUGCAUUUUGCUGAAAUGGAGUAUUCUGAUGACGAGGUGUUAUUUGAAGAUGCCAGUGAUCAUGGCUUUGAAGACCACCUACAAAUGGAUUUUCCAGGAACUCAGCCUGUUCAAUCAAUUCAGGAGAAAACUGCCACCGUCACAGAUGUUCCUGCACCAUGUGAAUUUCGUGUCCACUCCUGUGGAGCCAGUUCUGUGUCCCUUGUUUGGGAGGCCCCUGACAGCAUAUCAAAGUUUGUGCUGACUUGCUCCAGUAGCACAUUUUCACGCACGCAGACCAUCUUAAAUUCCUGUUCCACUGAGGUGGCAGAUCUCAGACCGGGGAGUGAGUAUACGUUCAUCAUUGUCGCAGUGACAGAAAGUGGAGACCAGAGUCCAGGCGUUGCAGUUACUGCAUGGACAGAUCCAGUCCCACCUGAAAACAUUAAGGUUGAGGGUGUAGAUGACUCUUCUGUUACUCUUACCUGGGAGGCUCCUGCCUUUAGAAAUCGUGCCAGCUAUCACGUGGCCUGUUGCCAAGAUGGAAAAACUAUUCAAGAAGAGAAAACGGAAUCCAGCACAAUUGUUUUCAGCAAACUGAGGCCAGGAAAUAAGUACAUAUUCAAGGUUGUAACACAGCUUCCUAAUAGCAGGAGAAGUAAGGAGGCUGUGAAAUUUGCACGCACUCAAACCAGUUUGGAGAAGCUCCUGCAGGUUUUGGGGUUGAAGGAGUAUUAUCCUAACAAGCUUUCACUGAGCACUGUGCUGGAAAUAGACACGAGGACAGUGACAGAUGACCCAGCCCAGUCUCUGUCUGCUUUAUCAUGGCUUUUUCUGAAGAAACUGAUGAUGGUAAAUGUCACUGCACGAAGUGUCAAAUGUGUUUCACCAACUGAUGAGAGCGAGGACUCAUUAAACAUGGAUAUUUAUGGAGAUCUGGAGAGGUUUGAUCUUAAUGAGGACUAUAGUCAGAGAGUAAACCCUUUAGAUAUUGUGACUGCUCUCUUUCUUUGCGCAGAUGGUUUUCUCCAACAGGAAAUGGCUUUGAAAAUGUCAAUGUGUCAGUUCUCUGUGCCUCUGCUUCUUCCCCACUGUGACUCAGAGCAGAGCACACUCAUGCUUUGGGCCUUGAGAGACAUUGUGAAGAAGUUUAGACCACACUCCUUAUCUGAUCCCAGAGGGUUUGUGGAAGAAAGGAUUAUUGAAACUAAGCUACCCUUAGUGUCCUUUGUAAGACUUGGUGAUUGCAGCAUUUCCAAAUCUCAAGUUCUGAACAAGUUGCUGAGUAAUCCACAGCAGUACCAUGACACCUUCAUACACCAUGACAUGGACUGUGGAGAUGUACCAAGGAAAAUUUCAAAUGGCUUGGUGGAGCUUAGUUGGUAUCUGCCAUGUGGAAACAAAAACAUUGACAUCUUUCCUGAACCUGUGGCUGUUGCAAACUUAAGAGGAGACAUUGUCAAAUAUGACACUCAGUAUUCAUUCCUUUGUCAGACAUCUACUGCAGUUUUUGUGUUCUUUGACAACUUGGAUUCAAGCCACAACACACUCACUACUCAACAUGUUAAAACUCAGUUUUAUUUGGUGGCUAAUGCAAAUACAAAAUCCUUUAACAUGGAACUGUUGAAAAGUACUGCUAGUAAAAUGAACUUGAAAAAAAGCAACGUCAUUUUAAAGACCAAACAAAACGAUGCUGACUUUGUCAAAUAUCUACGAUCUGUGAUGAAUGAUGUUGUCAGCAAAACACCUAUAAAUAUGCAACUGGAAGAGGUUGCAUGUGAGUUUGGAAUCCUGGUUGAUGAAGACAUCAAAGAAUGUCAGAAAGCUAAAGAAAAUGCUGAUGCAAUCACAGUGAAAAUCCAAGACACACUGAAAUUCAAAGAAGGUCAGUUGCCUUUGCAAGGUGAGAUCUGGAAAAAGUUGGCAAAGUUGGAGAAAGAGGAGUGUAGACUUCGAAAAGCUAGAAACCAGAAUAUUGAGAAUUAUAAGAGUGAACUCCAGGAGGAGAAGAGAGAACUCCGGAAGAAGCAGAACAACUAUGAAAUGUCUGAAGCCAUGAUCUACUUCAUAGCUGCUCUGUCAAGCUCAAGGCUGGAGAGGGCCUACUUCUUAAAAUGGAUGCGAAUGAAUCUGGAUAAUCUGACCCGUGAAAAACUCACUGGUCUCAGAGAGCAUUAUAAGGAGAAAUGCCAAGAAUCAUCUGAGAAUAAGGAGGAGAUUGCAGUACUUGAUAGACAAAUCUCAAACAGUGCUUUAGGAAUUGAGCACUUUUUGAGAGAAAUGGGUCAGUUUUAUGAAGCUGCAGUGUCUCUUUCAGAAAAUUCACAAUCGCGACAACAAAUGCAACACUUACCAAGACUGUGUGCCGAGCUGUUGUUAGAUGGUUUUCCUCUUGAGCUAGUCGAUGGAGAUGCUUCAAAUAUACCUCUAAGAUGGGUGAGUGAUGUACUGUUUCAGUUGAACACUUUGGUGCAGCCCAAGAACAAGAUCAAGGUGAUCACAGUCUUAGGAGUUCAGAGCACUGGGAAGUCCACCCUGCUAAACACAAUGUUUGGGGUCCAGUUUGCAGUCAGCAGUGGGCGAUGUACAAGAGGAGCUUUUAUGCUGUUAAUCAAAAUCACAGAGAGCUUAAAAAAUGAAUUUUGUUGUGAUUAUUUAGUGAUCAUUGACACCGAAGGGCUGAAAUCCCCAGAACUGGCGCAACUGAAUGACAGCUAUGAGCAUGACAACGAGCUAGCCACGCUCGUUGUUGGACUGAGUGAUGUCACAAUCAUCAAUAUUGCCAUGGAGAAUUCCACUGAGAUGAAGGACAUUCUGCAGAUUGUGGUCCAUGCCUUCCUCAGGAUGAAGGAAGUGGGCAAGAAACCCAAGUGCCUGUUUGUACACCAGAAUGUAGCAGAUGUUUCAGCCCAUGACAAGAACAUGAAAGACCGCAAGCUUCUGUUGGAGCAACUGAAUGAAAUGACAGAGGCAGCAGCCAAAAUGGAAGACAAGGAUGACUAUAAGAAGUUCACUGAUGUGUUGGAGUAUGAUUCAGAGACUGGGAAUUGGUACAUACCUGGACUCUGGCAUGGAAAUCCUCCAAUGGCACCAGUAAAUGCUGGGUAUUCUGAAGCCAUCUAUGACUUCAAAAAGAACCUGAUUGGUGUUCUCAAAAACUGUGAAUACAUGACACAAGGAAACAGUAUAACAGAAUUUCUAGAGUGGACAAAAAGCUUAUGGAAUGCAGUGAAAUAUGAGAAUUUCAUAUUCAGUUUUAGGAAUAGUCUAGUAGCAGAUGCAUACAUGAAGUUGUGCACAGAAUUCAAUAAAUGGGAAUGGUGCUUCAGAAAGUGCAUGUACAACUGGUUAACAACUACUGAAACAACAAUGUCUAAUUUUCAGAUAAUGAAAACUAAGUUCGAAAAUACAGACAUCCAAGAUUAUCUCCAAAAAAUGAAGCAAGAAGCCUCCUUGGAGCUUGACAGAGGUGAAAAGACCAUUUUGGAUAAUUUGGCAGGCUACUUUGAGCAAACAGAGGGCCAUGUCUACCUUGUUGAGAGAUACAGAGAGGACUUUAAAAACAGUGCAAAAUGUCUCAGACGGGAACUUCAGAACUCUGUGCUAACGGAACUGAAAUCAAUAUUUGAUAUCAGGAGAGGAAUGGACAAGUUGGACAAAAUCAAGAAAACUCACACAGAAAUGAUGGAACAAAAAGUGCUGAAUCUGGUGGAGGAGUUCAAAAAGGACAAGUCUUCAAAGUCUGAUGAGGAGCUUGAAAAGAUAUUUGAAGGAAUUUGGCAGCAGACACUUAACGAGCUGAGCUUCGAAGGACUGCAGAAAAAAGACAUUUUUAGUCUCGUAUUAGGAGAAUUGCGUGAAAAUCUAAAGCAGAAGGGAAGUUCAUUGCAAGAAAAAAUUAAUAAAGUUAAACUUGAACAGUGUGGGGAUGGCCACUUCAACAUGAAGGAAAAGGGGCUAUUCAAUAAAGUGAAGGGCCUUUUUUACGCUGAAAAUACAAGAAACAUCCAAGAGAUGGCAAACAAUCUUAUUGUGGCAUGCAGCCAGUUCGUAAUGGAAAAGGUUAAUAAGAAAUGUGAUUACCAUGAGACUUAUAUCCAGGAGAUACUGAACAUGACUGAUGAAAGAUUAAAAACCAACAAGAAUCUUGGGUUUACUCAGAACUUUGAGCUUGAUUUAAAGCUACACAUUUGUGGCUUUGCUGCAAGAAAAUUCAUGGAAAUGCAUGAUUCGUACAUAAAAGAUAAUGACCCUCGCAGAUGUCUUGAACAGUUCAAACACAAAUACUGCACUGAUUUCAAAGACCUGUUCAACGAUCGUGAUCAGUGUCAGAGGAAAGCUGAAGCAUUCACAAACCUCUGCUUGAGUCCUGCAGUGGAAGCCUACAUCUCCAGCUCCUUGGGGACAGACAUUGUUGAUGUGAUGCUACAAGGACAGAAUGCUCUUCAGUUCAGCACUCGAGCCUUUUUUCAGUACUCAGUCUUAAAACAGCUUCUCACUGAGAGCAAUUUUGAAAAUUAUGUGAAAUAUAUUUGCUCAUAUGAAUGCUUUGUCAAGGAGUGGAUACAGGAUCAAAUUACCAAACAGCUCUCAAAGGGAAGCAAAAUGAAUGAGUUAGAGGAACAUCACCUCAAAGGAAUCACCAAGGAGAUAAUUCAGGUCAUCACAAUGGCACAAAAUGACACAUCUGACAAUGGAAUUAAAGGAUUUAUCAGUAAUAUCUGUGUUAAUCUUGGACAGAAGCUCAUUAUUCCCAAAGAUGCACUGGAAACAGUCACAGUUUUCAGCAGGGCAAAUACAGAAUCAUUUGUUCACUGGCUAAGAAAAUCUGUGGAAGAAAUGGAGGAAUCACUAAAGACAAAGUUGAAGCAUGGAGACAUUCAGAGCAAACUGAGAAAACUGAGAGUCAAACCGCAGAAUGAGUUGUUCAGGCGUGUCUUUGGCUGUGGGGUACAGUGUCCAUUCUGCAAGGCACCUUGUGAGGCAGGAGGGGAGGCACACAAAGAUCACUGUGCCUCAAUACAUAGACCUGAAGGACUUGGAUGUUACAGGUUUGACAACUCUAAGAAAUUAGUAACUGACAUCUGUUCUACAAGUGUGAACAGUGAAACACAGUUCAGGUGCCUAGAAACUGGUAAUCAGUAUCAUCCUUAUAAGAGAUACAGGGAAAUAUUUCCCAACUGGCAUAUUCCUGCAGAUCCCAGCAUACAAGCUGCAGACUACUGGAAAUAUGUGAUAACAAAAUUCAAUGACCAGUUUGCAAAGAAGUACAAUGCAAAACCUGCAGAUAUUCCCCAAGCAUGGAAAAGAAUCACAAUGGAACAGGCGAAGAACAGUUUGAAAGAGUCGUUCAGCAUCAAAUAAACACUCUAGUAGUAGAUUUUACCAGUUGUAACUAUAAAAGAAUUCUGCUAAAUGUGUAGUAGAUUGAUGUAGUAUUAAAGGUGUGAAAUUCACAAGAUACUGCAUUCAAGUUAUUUUUCACCAAAUGGUUAAAAGUAGAAUUUGCAAUGAUGCUAAUACCCUUUCAGAAGAUAACUUAGAAAUCAUUCUAUCAUACUACUUUGUAAUUUUAUUUUUCAGUGGCUUACAUUACUUUAAUUCACUAGUAUUUAAAUAAGAUAUCGAUACCUGGAUUGUGAGAAGACAAAUUCAAACUGCAGACUUAAAUGAAUAGUUUGAUUAAAAAUCAAACUUACACAACCCUCCAUUUACUUCAAAUGUGGACAUGUUUGUCCAACUUUUGCUUGCACUGGACCUAUAAGCCUAACAUGGCUAACAAGACAGGGACUCUUAAGCCCACAGAUUAGUAUCUUGUAAACUGCAUGCUUAAAUCAUUGCACGUUGCUGAGUUAUUUCUCAAAAUCUUGACCUUUUUUAUGUGUUUUUAACAUUGGUAUCUAUAAAAAGGGACAAAAGUCACAUUAGAUAAAAAUGGAAAUGAAUCAUGUUUUUCCUAGGAAAUAAUUUGGUAUCACCACACACAAGCAUCAACAUUAGGAGGUGUGAUGGUGUAAGUGACUACCUUUGACAUUUACCUGUGUAAAACUGUUUUUAUUUUUCACCAAACUAUUAUUAAGAAAUAUGUUAGCUCGGUUUAGCAAAGAUAUAUCAAUUGAGCCCUCGCAGCAAAAAAACAAAACAAAAAACAAACAUAUCAGCCAUUUCCCUUUUUUG
Molecule: messenger RNA, 6220 nt
Organism: Electrophorus electricus (electric eel)
Lineage: Eukaryota; Metazoa; Chordata; Actinopteri; Gymnotiformes; Gymnotidae
Product: up-regulator of cell proliferation
Molecular function (GO): protein binding; GTP binding
Source: RefSeq, a predicted model, not a curated record